AGUAAGACUGCGGUAUCUCAUCGGUGUAACCAUCGGAGCACCCGGGCCUUGAAGGACAUACGGCGCUGUCCCGUCAGCCUGUUCCUGGCAGCUCCCCCAGACGAGUCGUCGGAAGUGAGACUCGGGCCAGCACAUCACAUCAUGGACCGAUUACAGGACGAACCGCCGGCCUUGUCGGUGACAGUACCCGACACCGAAGCCAGGUCGAAGAAACGGAGUCGCGCAGAGACGGACGCCUCGCCCAAGGAUGCAACUGCACCUGCACAGACCACCUUUUCGGGCCCGAAGACGGCAGAGCCACGGCCCAUCGCCGGUCAAGUACCACAACCGGGCGCGAGGUACAUGAGCAGCCCCUCCUCCCGUGGCCCUUCCCUCGAACCCGCGCUGCCGGUGACAAGGCGCCCCUCCGCCGCCGCGGCCAACGACAGCGCCUCCACCUUCUCUCUCCCGGAAAGCACCUCCUCCGAGUCCUUCCCGCCCUCGACCUCUGCAGGGGGUAGCUUCUCCACGGGGCCGCGCGGGAGUCUGUCGCCCCCGUACAUGUUCGCCGGCCCAUCCCGGCCUGCCGAUUACGCGGCCGGGCCGGGGGAGGAAGGCGAGGGCGAGGGCGAGGGCGACGACGGGACGGACGCCGCCCUGGAGGAGCAGGCGGCGGCGGAGCAGGCGGAGGGCGGCGAGAUCGUGGUCGACAGCGACGAGCUGGGCACCGACGACGGCUACGGGACCGACAGCAACACGACAGCGUCGACUUCGCUGGCCGAUAGCGUGCGCGACUACAUCUUUGAGAACGGGCGGCGCUACCACCGGUUCCGGGAGGGCCGGUACAACUUCCCGAAUGAUGAUGUCGAGCAACAACGCGAGGAUAUGAAGCACGCCAUGGUCAAAAUGCUCUGUGGGCAGCUCUACUUUGCGCCGAUUGGGGACCACCCUCAUGAGGUUCUAGACGUCGGGACGGGAACGGGCAUUUGGGCGAUCGAGAUGGGAGACUUGUUCCCGGCGGCAAAUAUCCUAGGGGUGGAUCUAAGUCCCAUCCAACCCGAAUGGGUACCACCGAACGUACGCUUCAUGGUGGACGAUGUAGAGAGCCCCUGGCUUCACCCGCGCAACUUCUUCGACUACAUUCACUCACGGCACACGGUCAUGGCAAUCAAGGACUGGCCGAAGCUGAUGCGCCGAUCACUAGAACACCUCCGACCCGGCGGCUGGUUCGAGAUGCAAGAGGUGUACCACUUCCCGCUCUCGGCCUCCAAGACGCGGCCCGUCCCGACCGACCACCCGGUCGCCCACUACUGGUCGCUCAUCGACGAAGGGCUCGGCAAGCUCGGCAUCAACUUCCACUCGGCCGCCGACGGCCGGCUGGCGGCCAUGAUGCGCGACGUCGGCUUCGUCAACGUCACCGAGCGCGUCCUGCAGAUCCCCGUCGGUACCUGGGCGAAGAACAAGGUGCUCAAGACGGUGGGGCUGUACUGGCGGACUAUUCUGAUCGAUGGGAUUCAGGCGAUUGCGCUGGGCCCGCUUACGAGGGGUUGUGGCUGGUCGAGGGAGCAGGUCGAGUUGUUCUUGGUGGAGGUCAGGAAGGGGUAUCAUGAUAAUAGUCUGUUGGCGUAUAUGCCGUUGCAUAUUGUUUAUGGGCAGAAGCCGGAGGGGUAUUAGGGGGGUUUGCUACGGAGUGUGUGGUGUUUUGGGACUGGGGAAAGGGAAGGGAUGUUUUCUAGUAUC
This is a messenger RNA of Chaetomium fimeti, 1719 nucleotides long. Its product is annotated as S-adenosyl-L-methionine-dependent methyltransferase. The transcript has 6 exons. Lineage: Eukaryota; Fungi; Ascomycota; Sordariomycetes; Sordariales; Chaetomiaceae. The coding region runs from base 142 to 1653 and encodes 503 amino acids. Gene Ontology annotation, molecular function: methyltransferase activity. The record is from RefSeq and is a predicted model, not a curated record.